ACAGUACAGAAUCAAGAAAAAAAGUCAGAGGCGAAGAGUAACUACUUGAGAUCGGUCUGGUUGUGAUUUGUGAACACUCAUUACGAAGGUGGAACGACUGUUGUAGCCAUGCUUGCUAGGCAGUGCCUCAAGCCAUGGCGUACUGCUGCUGUUGGUUCUUGUCGCGAGCGUAUGCUGCAAGUUAGCGGCGCCUGUGCUAGUGUAACGGAGAGCCGACGAACACUGGCAACUACCUCACCCAGACUUGCUACGUUCUAUAACAAUGCGGCAGAGGCGGUCACUGAUGUCCGCGACGGAUCCAAGCUUCUCGUUGGCGGAUUCGGCCUGUGUGGAAUUCCAGAAAAGCUGAUCUUGGCACUGCGUGACUCUGGUGUGCGUGGUGUCACGGCAGUCAGCAACAAUGCUGGAAUCGAUGACUGCGGACUUGGCCUAAUGUUGCGCAAUCACCAGAUCAAGCGUAUGAUAUCGUCAUACGUUGGUGAGAAUGAGGAGUUUGCACGUCAGUAUCUGAGUGGAGAACUGGAAGUGGAGCUUACUCCGCAGGGUACACUGGCUGAGCGUCUUCGUGCGGGUGGUGCCGGUAUUCCAGCGUUCUUCACCGCGACGGGUUAUGGCACCAUGAUCCAUGAGGGUGGUGCGCCAAUCAAGUACAACUCCCAGAAGGACGUGGACAUUGCCAGCUCACCGCGUGAGGCACGCACGUUCAAUGGCCGUGACUACAUCAUGGAGGAAGCAAUCACGGGUGACUUUGCGCUCGUCAAGGCCUGGAAGGCCGAUCGCAUGGGCAACCUGGUGUUCAGAUCGACUGCGCGCAACUUCAAUCCGGCCUGUGCCCGGGCUGCCAAGAUCUGCAUUGCUGAGGUCGAGGAGAUUGUAGAGACCGGCGAAAUCGCACCCGCUGACAUUCACCUGCCCAGCAUCUAUGUGGACCGCAUCAUCCUGGGAGAAAACUAUGAAAAGCGUAUUGAGAGACUGACAGUGGCACGGCCAGCGAACGGCGACUCAGAUGCGUCUUCCGGUGGCGAUAGCAUCAGGGAGAGAAUCGUGCGCAGAGCAGCUCUGGAGUUCACCGAUGGAAUGUAUGCUAACCUGGGCAUCGGUAUGCCAAUGCUGGCCAGCAACUUCAUUCCUAACAACAUGACUGUUCACCUGCAGAGCGAGAACGGACUGCUGGGUCUGGGACCUUUCCCAGAGGAAGGCAAGCAGGAUGCUGACCUCAUCAAUGCUGGCAAGGAAACUGUUACUAUUCUUCCGGGUGGUGCAUACUUUGGCAGUGACGAGUCCUUCGCCAUGAUUCGAGGUGGUCAUAUUGACUUGACCAUACUGGGAGCCAUGCAGGUAUCGCAGAACGGUGACUUGGCAAACUGGAUGAUACCGAAAAAGCUUGUGAAGGGUAUGGGUGGCGCGAUGGAUCUGGUAGCCAGUGCAGACACACGUGUGGUGGUCACCAUGGAGCAUACUGCAAAGGGAAACAAGGCAAAGAUUCUGCCCGAGUGCUCACUGCCGCUGACUGGCAAACAGUGUGUUGAUCGUAUCAUCACAGAAAAGUGUGUGUUUGACAUAGUUCCAGGGCAAGGUCUGACCUUGGUUGAGCUCUAUGAGGGUGUCACAGUGGAGGAGGUGAAAGAAGCAACAGCUGCAUCAUUCAAGAUUGCAGACAACUUGAAGCCAAUGGGACAGAUUUGAGGUUAUAAUGAAGUCCACCUAUUGCCGGUAUUUGCUGUAGGUCGAGUAUGCUUACUAUACGUCGAGUAUACUGUCUUGGCUAACACUGACUCAUGAAACAUAGAAACUAAUAUUGAUAUGUAGGUUUUUUUAGCAUUGUUUCUUAUUUCCCUAACACUACUCACUGCUGCUGCUGUUGCUGCUGUGCAGAAUUUCCAAAGGUAUUAUUACUAUUGAGUAUUGUUGAGGUAGCGUAUUGGCUUUUAUAAGGGAUCUAUCCCAGGUAUCUUCGCUAGCAUGCAUUGCUUCGAAAUUGAGACAGUUUUACUUUGAGUUAGCUCUGCGAGGAGAGUGACUAGUAGCAGCCAUCCUUCUUACUGUCGCUAAAUUUUCAUUUCGGCAUGCUUAUUGCUCGCUCAUCUCAGUCAUGUUCUAUGUUAUAAACUUAUAAUCGUUUCUCUGCCUCUGUGUCUCGAAUGGUUUUGUUUUGUAGUUGCCUGUGAGCAACAUUUGGACUUACCCUCAAUCAAGGGGUUAUUUUAUUUUUGCAUUCAUUUUUAGAACAUUUGUACUAACCCCUAACAUGUUUGCUACAGUGGAUUCAGUCUACAUGCUUGUAGUCAUCCUCUGCCAUCACAAUGAAUGCCUUCCUGUGUGCGUCUGAAUAGUACAUGUGGUGUUUA
Sycon ciliatum is the source of this 2348-nucleotide messenger RNA. Its product is annotated as succinyl-CoA:3-ketoacid coenzyme A transferase 1, mitochondrial-like. Gene Ontology annotation, cellular component: mitochondrion. The transcript is spliced from 19 exons. The record is from RefSeq and is a predicted model, not a curated record. NCBI's taxonomy places the organism in Eukaryota, Metazoa, Porifera, Calcarea, Leucosolenida, Sycettidae. Gene Ontology annotation, biological process: ketone body catabolic process. Gene Ontology annotation, molecular function: succinyl-CoA:3-oxo-acid CoA-transferase activity. Bases 109 to 1686 code for a protein of 525 amino acids.